GGGGGAUGGGGGAGGGGGCAGGUAAACAAGCUUAAAAUCUCACAAAAAGAUGGCUAUACUGUUUAUUUGAUAUAGCAAGUAUUCAAGAAAAAGAAAAUCCCAUUUUUGUUCUUUGAAGUUUUGACUGGGAUUUGGAUGUUUAAGUUGUUCAAUUCAUAAAAACUGGGAAUUUCUUGCUGAAACAAGGUUCUUUCUGUAGUGUUAAAAGGGUUUUAGAUUGUUGUGUUUUGGGACAGGCAAAGGGGUUGAUUUUUAUACCAAAAGAUGAGGUUAGGCAAAGGGUUUCAGUUUGAGUUGUAUCUUCAAGGGGAACCCCUUAUUCCAGGCCUUCCUGAUGAUGUUGCCCUUAAUUGUCUCCUUCGACUUCCGGUCGAGAGCCAUACCGCUUGUAAAGCCGUAUGCAAGCGAUGGCACUUUCUGCUUGGUAAUAAAGAACGAUUUUUCACUUCAAGGAAGGAACUAGGUUUCAAAGACCCUUGGCUGUUUGUGCUUGCCUUCCACAAAUGCACUGGUGAAAUUGAAUGGCAGGUUCUUGAUUUAACCAAUUUUUCUUGGCAUAGCAUCCCUACGAUGCCUUGCAAAGACAAUAUUUGUCCCCGUGGUAUUAGCUGCGUUUCGUUUCCCGGUGAGGGCGCACUCUUUGUUUGUGGGGGGAUGAUGGCCUCCGAUGUCGAUUGCCCUCUUGACUUGGUAUUCAAGUAUGAGAUUCAGAAAAACAAUUGGACUAUGAUGAAAAAGAUGAAUACCGCUAGAUCGUUUUUUGCAAGUGGAGUGAUUAAUGGGAUGAUAUAUGUAGCUGGUGGAAACAGUGCUGAUCUUUUUGAGCUCGACUCGGCCGAGGUUAUGGAUCCCGCAAUUGGGAAUUGGCAUCCAGUAGCCAGCAUGGGGACCAAUAUGGCAUCUUAUGAUUCUGCAGUACUCAAUGGAAAGCUUCUAGUGACAGAAGGCUGGUUAUGGCCAUUCUUCGUCUCUCCAAGGGGUCGAGUUUACGAUCCAAUAACUAAUACUUGGGAGAAUAUGGGUCUAGGAUUGAGAGAAGGUUGGACUGGCUCGAGCGUAGUGGUUUAUGGCCACUUAUUCGUGGUUUCUGAACACGAAAGAAUGAAACUCAAAGUUUAUUAUCCAGACAAUGAUUCCUGGGAAACAACACAAGGUCCCCCAUUACCAGAACAGAUAUGCAAACCAUUUGCUGUCAAUGCAUACGAUAACAUAAUAUACGUCGUUGGUCACAACCUUCAUGUUGCCGUGGGCUAUAUCUCGAAACAGAAUCAAACAGGCAGUUCCGAGAAUAAGUGGAGAUUCAGUGUCGAAUGGCAAGUUAUCGAUGGUCCAAAACUUUCUGACUUGACACCCUCAACUUCUCAGGUUCUGUUUGCUUAGCUUGUAUCACAUAUUGUCUAUCAGUUCAUUCAAUAAAUUGUAAUUGCAGAAGUAGUAUGCAUGUCGAUAUAUUUUUCCGGUCAUGGACUCACUUUAUUCUUGUAUGGAAUAUAAGUCCAUAUCAUCAAUGGCUAUAAGCACAAUUACAGUGGUAGGAGAAUAUUGGAAACUUUGGGAAAA
Gossypium arboreum is the source of this 1560-nucleotide messenger RNA. RefSeq names its product F-box/kelch-repeat protein At1g30090-like. NCBI's taxonomy places the organism in Eukaryota, Viridiplantae, Streptophyta, Magnoliopsida, Malvales, Malvaceae. Gene Ontology annotation, molecular function: protein binding. The record is from RefSeq and is a predicted model, not a curated record. The transcript has 2 exons. The coding region runs from base 265 to 1380 and encodes 371 amino acids.